AUGGAUUUAAUACCUGAGUGUCUUAAUGAUUUGUUUUACCAUGUUUUUUGGGAAAACACUAAAGAACCUACGCUCAAAAAAUUUUUGGAUUUUUGGCUUCGUUCCGGUGACUUAGAGGAUAUGCAAACUGAGCAUAAUAAUUAUAAGAAUGAGUUGUUAACUAUUAGUUCGCAUUAUGCCAAAAUAUCUGAAAUUGGAGAAAAAUAUUGGAAAAGACUGCUUGUUUGUUGGUGUACACAUCUUCCAAUGAAUGAUCCUUGUAGACUACCUUUCAAUCUGCUUGUUCAUAAGGAAAAGACUGCUUGUUCGUUUGUGAGUGCUAAAAAGACAAAGCAAAUAAAAAUCUUUUGGGAGAUGCAUGAACAGAAGGAAAAUAUUAACAUGAAGAGCAAGUUACUUGAAGAACAAUACAAAUUGGAUCUUAUGCAGGCUCAGGCAGAAAUGACAGAAGUGAAUGGAAUUGUACACACUGCAAUACAAUUAAACAAAGGUACUCUUUCAAACUUAGAGAAUAUUGUUUCUACAAUUGCAUCUGUGAAAUCUGAAAUGAGGAACAAACGAGCGGUUUUCAUUGAGCCUAAAUCAAUGUUUAAUGAUGUUCUAAUGAAUCUUGACAUUGUUAUGGAGAAGCCAUACAAUGGUGUCUUCAACUACAAACAGCAUUACAUUCUUUUAUGGAUACAAAAUUUGUAUAAGCGAUUCAUACUCAAUUUCAAGGCGCCAUUAAAUAAACUCACGGAUUCUAAGCAGUCAGAGUUCUCUUAUCGUGAAGAUUUUAUUUCACCAAUAUUAGUACAAGCAUUUGAUGAUUUAGAUACUAUUUGA
Messenger RNA from Funneliformis mosseae, 825 nucleotides. Lineage: Eukaryota; Fungi; Glomeromycota; Glomeromycetes; Glomerales; Glomeraceae. The record is from the annotation of a GenBank genome assembly.